This is a messenger RNA of Raphanus sativus (radish), 1922 nucleotides long. RefSeq lists its product as uncharacterized. The transcript is spliced from 7 exons. Bases 210 to 1688 code for a protein of 492 amino acids. The record is from RefSeq and is a predicted model, not a curated record. Lineage: Eukaryota; Viridiplantae; Streptophyta; Magnoliopsida; Brassicales; Brassicaceae.
AUCUCUCCCGGCAAAAUCGAAACUAAACCGGGUUCCAAUGGCUCGAAAAAUUCUCCCGCUCCUCUGUUUUACUUCUUCUAAGUUCUAAAUCAUAUCUUCUCUCUCUCAACUUCAGUUCACUCCACGUUCCCGUUUCGUUUUUUCUUCUCCUCAAAGUCGCUUCACAUUCCAGUCCUUAGGGUUUUUGAAAUCAUCAAUCGAAAAAAAAAAUGGUGAGGUCGAGUAAAUCCAAGAGUACAGAGCGUGUAGGAAAGGGCAAAGUGACUCCGAUGCAAGUCGCCUUCCUCGUCGAUCGCUACCUUUGCGACAAUCGAUUCUCAGAGACCAGAUCCAUCUUCAGAUCCGAAGCUUCUUCUCUCAUCUCCAAAUCUCCUCUUCGCGAAGUUCCGUGCAGUUUGAUACCACUGGAUGAUAUCUUGAACGAAUACAUCAGCCUCAAGGAGCAGAAAGUCAUCGUAGACCAAGAGAAAGCUCGACUCGAUCAAGAGAAGACUCGUGUUCAGAAUCUAUUAAAUGGUAUGCAGGAUGUCAUGAACGUUUACAACUCCACCGCAGCAUCAGCACCUCCUCCUCCUCCUCCUCCGGCGAUUACUGCAGCAGCAGCAGCUCCGACGGCUAUCCAAGUGUCUACUUCUCAACCGAGCAACAACAACAACAUCGUAGUCUCUCCUUCAGGAGGAGGCACAGUGCAUCAUAGCACACCUAAUCUUAUGUCAGCGUCACUGCCAGGAAACAAGAGAGUUGGGAACUUCACAGCACCUUCUACUACUCAGUCUGUAACAAGAAAGCGAAAGAGUCCUGAGGUUACUCUACCAGCUCCUCCUCCUGUCUCUAACAAAGGGAUUAAAAAGAUUCCACGAGCUGCUGCUGCUAAGUCCACUAACUACUUGACGUUUCAACCGUCACCCAACACUCAAACGCCGGUGAAUAUUAACAGUGUAGGUAAUGACUCGUCUGAUCUUAAUACAUCAACUGUGGCAAAGCGUUUGUGUUACGGAUCAUCAUCAGACAUGUCACCUCCGGCCAACUCAUCCUGUCCGAAGACACCGCAGAAGCAAGUAUCUCCUCAGCAAGAAGUCACUCCUACAAACUGCACGAUCCUCACCAAGGAGAGAAUCACAGUCAGUCCUCACAAGCAGAUUGGUUCCUACACAGUGGAAAGGAGCCGUAUGGUUUCUUCUUCUUUUUCUCCGGUUAAGUCUAACCUGAAGAUGUCCAGUAAAAGAGACCAAGUGAAAGGAAGGCUUAACUUCGAUGAGGACGAUGAAGAAGCCACGAUGCACUCAGACGCACCUGCUUCUGGAGAUUUGGUUUCAUCUUCUCCUUCUUCGUCUGGCUCUGAAGCAGAAGUUGAUCUGUUUGAUAUAGAUUUUCUGAGCGAGAACUUUCCGUUCUCGGAGGUACUAGUCGAUUUCGAUCUUGGUUAUGAAGGACUACCAGACCCUUGCUUGCCACAACCUUCAAACUUUCACAUGGAGACUCCUUCAGGGUCAUCUCCUGGAACAAUGAAUGAGAAUCUAAUGCAUGACCAGGUCGUGUCUGAGUAUUCUUCAACAGUUACAGAAAUGGUUCAAGAAAAAGACAUGAACACACAAGGAUCUGACUCUAUGACUACUGUAAAGUCCAUAACAAAAUGCCUACGAAUCUUAAGUCCUGCCAAGAGUGGCAGACAAAGAAGUCCCAACUGAAGGAUUCUCAGAGCUUCAACAUUAACGUAGAUCACACACUGUGAGAUGAUGCAAUCUUUCAUUACUUUAGUUGGCUCCUAACUAGGUCUAAAUUUAAAAUGAAUAUAAUUUCUAGAUGCUUUACUACUAAAACUAUCUGAAUCAUUCCAACUAGUUUUCGCUGGCUUUCAAUGUAAAGCAGAACCCUUUAAUGUAACUGAGUGUAUGCUUCUGUUUAUCAAAAGAUUCACAUGA